Sitodiplosis mosellana (orange wheat blossom midge) is the source of this 2383-nucleotide messenger RNA. RefSeq lists its product as uncharacterized. The record is from RefSeq and is a predicted model, not a curated record. The transcript has 13 exons. The coding region runs from base 315 to 1382 and encodes 355 amino acids. Lineage: Eukaryota; Metazoa; Arthropoda; Insecta; Diptera; Cecidomyiidae.
GUUUCGUCAGUUAUUAGACCGAAUCAAACGGUCCUGAAUGAUACUGCCAUUUUCCCAGUGAAUUUUUACGAAGAAAUUCAAACAGCAGCGCAGACAAUCCAAAACAGUUUCGAUUAUCGAACGCAUGAAGUCUGUUCUCCAGUGAAUGUGUAUGCCUGUGCAUAACGGAUAAUUCAAAGACAUUUCCAAAUAUAUUUUUUUGCGACAAACCGUUGAAGUGUGCAUUUUACUUGCAGUCUAAAGUUGAAUUUACUUAGUUUUUUUUUAAUCAAAAAAAGGAUAUUCAAUGGACUGAGUUUUAGAAGCAUUUGAAAAUGAUAAUCGAUUACAAGGAAAAUUCUACGAUUUCGAUCGUAAGGAUGAUUCUGUUGUUGACCGUGUUUGGUGCCAUAAUCUCAUCUGUGCUCGCAUAUGAAGACUCUUAUUCGAAGCCCGGCAGUGGAGCUGAUUUUUCGUUAGAUGCGAGCGGUGGUUAUCCCGAUUCAAUCGGAGGUGGUGGUGGCGGCGUUGGCGGUGGCUAUGACUACACGCCACAACAAAACUACGAACAUCAUGAUCAUCACGAGCAUCAUGAACAUCAUGAACAUCACCCAGAACCACCAAAAGGUCACUGGGAACAAAAAAUUAAAUGGAAGGAGGAAUGGGUCAAGGAAGUGAAAACGAUAAAAAAGCAAUCGCACGAAACGAAAUGGAAGAGCGUUUCCGUCCCAGUCUGGCAAUCAGUGGAAGUUCCCGUGUGGAAGGAAAAGCGAACGCCAGAAGUUAAAGUCAUAAAACAUCCGGUUUGGAAGGAGCGUUUAGUGCCCGCUUGGAAAGAUGUAAAAGUGCCCAAAUGGAAAAAGAUAAAUAAACCAAUUUGGGUCGAAGAAAAAAAGGCUGUCUGGCGCGAACAUAAAGUCGCUGACUGGAAGCAAACCUGGGUUCCUGAUUGGGUAAAAAUGGGAAUUCCUGGUGAGAAAUUCUUAGGUAAAGACAAAGACGGUUGGGAAUACACUAGUCACGAUUUAUGGCGCAAAAAAAUGAUUUGGAAACCCGAAUACAAAAAAGUUUGGCGAGUAGAAAAGAAACAGGAAUGGAUACCCGAGAAAAAGCUGAAAUGGAAAGAAGAAUGGGUACAAGAAUGGCAUACGGAAAAGCGUCAAAUUUGGCUAAAAGAGAAACAACAAUUCUGGGAAGAGAAAAAAAUCGAAAUCACUAAAGUAGAAAAAGUGAAGGUUUGGGCCCAUGAGAAAAAGCAAGUCUGGAAGAAUGAAUGGAAGUCAUAUGAGGUGCCAGUGUGGAAGGAAAUUCAUGUUCCAACGUGGAAAAAGAUUUGGAAGCCAGUUACAGAGAAAGUAUGGGUCCAAGAUGAACAUCACGAACAUCAUCACGGUUGGAAUUGAGCAUUGAAUGUACAAUACAAAUCAAAACUACGGUGAUCAAUACGGGAAACAAAAAUAACAAGAUUCUUCGUGUAAACAUGAAAUGAAAAAAAAAAUACUCUAGCAUCUAGUAGAUUAGUUACGUUAAUGGAAUAUUGUAAAUAUAAAUCAUUAGAAAGAUAGUGCACAACACACCUAACACACACAUACACAAAACGCAUAAUGGAAAUCAUCGGCUUCAAAAAAUCCUUAUCAUCAUUAAUCUACAGCAACGGCAGCCGCCACAAUCGCAACAACAUUUUCAGAGCCUACUAUAUUCCAUCAUCAUUGUCCAUUCAUUUAAUUCAUUCACCAUUAAAAAAAAGAGCAACACCAUUUCAUUUUUUCGAUAGAAAGCAAAUUGAGAUUGAUGCUAUGCGUACGAGCGCCCGCGUUUGUUUACGUUCGAGUCAUCAAAUUAGUUUAAAAUUGCGUUUACGCAUCUUGAUUGAGCAUGACGAAAGACAAAUAAGCACAUAAUUGCACCAAGUGCAAAUUAAUUCCAGUUUGGUAGAAAAAUACGGUGAUCAGUAUCAACAAUCAAUUUAAUUAAAUAACAGAUGGGACACAUUUGGGUUUUCGGUCAGAGUAUACGGUGAAAUAGCAACAAAAAUCAAAACCAAAAUAAAAACAACAACAGCAAAUAUAUAAACAACAGAGAUAUUUUCACGGAGACAAUGUGAAAAAAAGCGGCCAUUCGAGAUUCAACGUAACUGCGUUCCUCUCUUUCUGUCACUCUCAGUUGCCUUUCUCUAGCACUUCUCAAAGCACUCUGAACAAAGCAUUAACAAAACUAAAUUUCUAUUGAAUUUUUCCGCGCCGUAUUCGUAAUGCGUUAUAUGAUUGUUUCCGUAGUUUUGCUAGAUGAGAUUUUAAGACUAAAUUUAUUAGUUCGCAUUUUACCAUUUAUUUGAUCAAAUCAGAUGUACGUGCUUCGGAAAAAUGAAAAUCCCAAUAAAUAAUAAUGAGAAUGUAAAUCAGCA